AUGAGAAAUUUUGAUUGGGAAUGUAGAAAUUUUGAUUGGGAAAAUCAUUCGAGUGCAGAACUGACUGGCGCUGUUAUCCAACCUAUCAAUGAUGAUGACAGUAGCAUUGAUUCAACACAUUCUCAAGCAGCUUUAUUAUAUGCAAACUGCUUUUGGAUUACCGAUAGUACCGGAAACGAUAUCACUUUUAUGCUAAUUGUUCCUAUUUAUGGAUCACUAUAUUAUCAGUUCAAUUGGCAUCGAUCAAAUUGCGGCACCAUUUAUCACUUACAGCUUAUUUCACAGCAAAAUUUCCACGCUAAAAAAUUAAACGACGAGAGCGAAAUGACACAGGAGAACAGUGACGCAAUCAAAGUUGAAUAA
Messenger RNA from Loa loa (African eye worm), 363 nucleotides. RefSeq lists its product as hypothetical. NCBI's taxonomy places the organism in Eukaryota, Metazoa, Nematoda, Chromadorea, Rhabditida, Onchocercidae. Bases 1 to 363 code for a protein of 120 amino acids. The transcript has 3 exons. The record is from RefSeq and is a predicted model, not a curated record.